This is a messenger RNA of Ostertagia ostertagi, 396 nucleotides long. NCBI's taxonomy places the organism in Eukaryota, Metazoa, Nematoda, Chromadorea, Rhabditida, Trichostrongylidae. The record is from the annotation of a GenBank genome assembly.
AUGCGAUCCCUGGUACUACUCGCUGUCCUGGCUGCAUGCUACCUGUCCGUUUCGGCCAAAAUGCAAAACGUGACCGUCAAGGGUAUCACUGUAUGCAAUAAGAAGCGCUUGGCCAAUGUUCAUGUCGAGCUUUACGAUAAGGACACAUUGGACCCCAACGAUCUUCUGUCAGAGACGCACACAAACUCUGAAGGCGAGUUCGAACUUUUUGGACAGGAAGACGAGGUGGGCAGCAUCGAGCCAUUCAUCCGUCUCACGCACAACUGUCAAGUUUCGAAACCAGGUUGCAUGCGCAUCGGUGACUAUAUUGUGCCACACGAUAAGAUUGGUGGCCUGUACGACAUGACCUACGUGACGCUCGACAUCGUCGUCCAAGGCGAGAAGGAAAAGUGCUAG